Messenger RNA from Polyodon spathula (Mississippi paddlefish), 5812 nucleotides. RefSeq names its product gamma-aminobutyric acid receptor subunit gamma-1-like. The transcript is spliced from 9 exons. The record is from RefSeq and is a predicted model, not a curated record. Gene Ontology annotation, cellular component: synapse; postsynapse; GABA-A receptor complex. The coding region runs from base 150 to 1562 and encodes 470 amino acids. Gene Ontology annotation, molecular function: benzodiazepine receptor activity; inhibitory extracellular ligand-gated monoatomic ion channel activity; transmitter-gated monoatomic ion channel activity involved in regulation of postsynaptic membrane potential. NCBI's taxonomy places the organism in Eukaryota, Metazoa, Chordata, Actinopteri, Acipenseriformes, Polyodontidae. Gene Ontology annotation, biological process: signal transduction; nervous system process; synaptic transmission, GABAergic.
CUUCCAUCUGAAUUGCAUUGGUACUGUUUGGGAAGUGGAGGAGGAAUACUUUCCCAUAUUAUAUGUCAAGAAAAAAAGAAAAAAAAAAAUAUAUAUAUAUAUACUAAACAAGUAGCUUACUAAAAGAUAAAUAAAGAUACAGAUAGAUCAUGGAUUCCGAGAGAGCUAGAUUUGUUUUGGUUCUUCCACCGUUUCUAUGCAGAAGGGCAGGGUUGAUUAUGUGGCUGCUGGCUUAUCUUGGACUCAGUGGAUGUGUUACAUUUGGCCCACACAAAAUGGAAGAAGACUAUGAAGAUGCCCCAAUUAAUAAGACAUGGGUUUUAGCACCAAAGGUCCAUGAAAAUGAUGUCACCCUUAUUCUGAAUAAAUUACUCCAAGGAUAUGAUAACAAACUCAGACCAGAUAUUGGAGUGAGGCCAACAAUAAUUGAAACUGGUGUAUAUGUAAACAGUAUUGGACCUGUUGAUCCUAUAAAUAUGGAAUAUACAAUUGACAUAUUCUUUGCCCAGACAUGGUAUGAUAGCCGACUGAAGUUCAAUAGUUCUAUGAAAGUGCUCAUGCUGAAUAGCAAUAUGGUGGGCAAGAUCUGGAUCCCAGAUACAUUUUUUCGAAACUCAAGGAAAUCAGAUGCCCAUUGGAUAACAACACCUAACCGUCUACUUCGACUGUGGAAAGACGGGAGGGUCCUCUACACAUUAAGGUUGACUAUUAAUGCAGAAUGCUACCUUAACCUGCAUGACUUUCCUAUGGAUGAGCACUCCUGUCCACUGGAGUUUUCAAGCUAUGGGUAUCCAAAAAAUGAAAUUCUCUAUAGAUGGAAAAGAAAUUCGAUAGAAGUAGCAGAUCAAAGAAACUGGAGACUCUACCAAUUUUCAUUUGUAGGGUUACGAAAUACUUCGGAAGUUGCACGCAUUCAAUCCGGAGAUUAUAUAAUCAUGACAGUAUUUUUUGAUCUGAGCAGACGGAUGGGCUACUUUACCAUACAAACAUAUAUUCCUUGCAUCCUGAUAGUUGUUCUUUCGUGGGUGUCAUUCUGGAUUAACAAAGAUGCGGUGCCAGCCAGGACAUCAUUAGGUAUUACUACAGUAUUGACAAUGACGACACUGAGCACUAUUUCAAGGAAGUCCUUGCCAAAGGUGUCUUACGUUACAGCUAUGGACCUCUUUGUAUCAGUGUGCUUCAUCUUUACAUUUGCUGCACUGAUGGAGUAUGGGACCUUGCAUUACUUCACUAGCAACAGAAAGCCAAAGAAAGACCAGGCAAAGAAGUCAAACCAGGCGCCUCCAAAGUCUUCCGUCAUAGAUAUCCGACCAAGAUCAACGCUACUUCAGGUGAACAACAUGGCCUACUUUCAAGAACAAAAUGAUUAUGCAUGUGAGUGUCUUGAUGGGAAGGAUUGCUCCAGCUUCUUCUGCUGUUUUGAAGACUGUCGUACAGGAGCUUGGAGAGAAGGGAGAGCGCAUGUCCGGGUUUCAAAAAUUGAUACCUAUGCCAGGAUCUUCUUUCCAACUGCAUUUGGUUUGUUUAAUCUUGUUUAUUGGGUUGGGUAUCUAUACCUGUAAAACCAGCAAUGGUGAAAUAAAGGGUUGUGAAUAUACUACAUACAUCAAUUCAAACAAAUUUAAACAUAUAAUGCUUUCAUCAUUCGUGACCUGAUGCAAAUUUUAUAAUAAUGCUUCAUGGCAAUUUUACGCAAAAAUUGACAGCAAUUGUACAAAAUUAAAACCAGAUAUUCGACUCUAGAGAUAUUUAAAUAAAUAAAUAAAACAAGAAUGCACAUAAGCUAUUUUAAUACUUACUGAUGGAAUUCGUCUACCAAUUCAAAAAUGAUCAGUAACUUGCUGACAUACAUAGACCUAUCUCCAGGCUGUAAAGUCUGAAAUGUAUUUGCCUUAACUGACCUCUAGUUAAGCAGAGGAUGUAUGUUGAACAGGUUGAUUCGCACUGGCCUCCUGUAUAACCCCCAGCAAAGCUUCUGUCUGGGUUCUCUGUCUGGUAAAUCAAUAUUUUGACUACUUGGCACCUACUGUAUAUUUAGAAGAAAAAUGUAUUUGCUCUCCCAAGGAGGCCCGGCAAGCUUAGCCGUAGAACUUGCUUGCUUUACUCAUGCAUACACGCCACAGAAUAGAACAUGAGUGUGAGACUUUAACAAAGGAAAGGACACAGGGGCAGGAAACUGACAGUAUAUGUUCGUGCCUACUCGGCAGACCAUGGAGUUUUCUUGGACCUGAAGGUGAUGGUUAGCUAGUCCAAGAUUAGUGCUUGGCUCUGAGGAUAUACAUUAGAUUAUUUAUGAACAAAUAUAACAAACAAGACCUGAACAUACACUCCUCUUCUCAAAGCAUUUCUCUAACUUAGUUUUCUUUUUACUUUUGCUGAAGAGAUAAGUUUAUCAUCUCAAAAGACAAUUUAAUCCAAAUUACACUGUAGGUUCCAAAUGAAUGACAAAUGUGUGUCUUAAAUUAUACAUAUUAAAGGCUGUGCAAUUGGACAAGGCUCAAUAGGUAAAUAAAGUGCUGGGAAGUGAGUGGUAAAUCAUGUCAUUCACUUAUGAAAUAGUACGAAACUCAAAUGCUUUCACUUUUAUUCAUUUUGUGAUGUAUUCUUAAGGGCCUGAUUGUCUUGUCUAUUGGUCUGUUAAAAAAAAAAAAAAGGUAAGAAGGGUGAUAUGUUAUUUGACAAAUAGACUAAAGAACAGGUAAGCAUAGCAUGUAAUAAAAAUAUUGAUUUUAAAAGUUUUGAGGAAAAACACUUUGAGAAUUUGCAAGAAAGGCAAUCAAACAGUAUCAAUUGCACUUUCAAUACAAACUUCAAUAUUUGUGUUCAUUUUUGAGUUGAUACUUGUGUUUGUUUUUGCUUUAGAUAAAUAACAGUGGUACAUUCGUUAAGGUAAACCAUAAAUAUAGAAUACAGAACAGAAUUCAGGAUAGCUUUUUCAUCAUGGACACUUUCACAGAACUACAGUAAAAACUGUGAAUGAGGUCAUAUGACUAUUAUUAUUAUUAAUUAGAUAUUUAGCAGACUCUUUUGUCCAAAACGACAUACAGAGAUUAGGGGGUGAACUGUGCACCAACAACUAGGAUCUUGGUUUUACAUUUCAUCUGAAGGAACGAGCACAAGGAGGUUAAGUGACUUGCGCAGUCACACACAGUGAGUCAGUGGCUGAGCAAGGAUUAGAAUCGGGGAUCUCCUGAUAUCAAGCCCUUUUCUUUAACCAUUGGACCACCAAGCCACAUUCCUCAUAUAUAUGAUUGCUUUUGGGAAAGGCUUCCUGCUGCUGUCAGCUGCUGUUUUAAUGAACUUGUUUAGAAAUAGAAUAUAGGGUUCUGACACAUUGCAAAGUAAAUAUAUUCAAAUUUACUAGUAUAGGGGACAUUGGCAUGUGGCCAGUAUGAGGCCUAUCAUCCUACAGCACAUGACAUUCUGACAGUGGAUUUCCAGUGUUUCAUUGUACGUGUCAUUUUAAUUGCCAGUUUUUAGAUGUGCAAGUAAGUCAAACUUCUGUUUAAAUACAAUCUCUGGAACACCUAAAGAUAUCCUUGAAAUGUUAAAUGUUAAACAAAGAACAAAAUGCAUAACUAUAUACUGUGAUUCUUGAUUAACUUGCAAACCUCAGGCCUUGGAUAUUCAGAUACAUUGGUGUGGAUUUCUUCUGCAGUUUAUAAAAUGUAUUUAUAUUUUUAUAUAUGUGGGUAGAAGAAAAAUAUACUAAAUAGUAGAAUUAAACAAACAAAUCAUUUUAGCAACAUAGAUAUUAAUAUAGAAUUGGAUUAGCCUACAAUUUUUUGAUAGAAAGAAGUAUUAAGCCAACAUUGUACAUGUGUAAAAGUGAAUGCUAUGUUCUUGUGUAGAAACAAAAUAUAUAUUACAGCCUACCUUUGCAAUAUAGUUAACUGGGUAUCAGUCUUGUAAUACCAAUAAGAUUCAAACUAGAAAGCUGGAACAACUGUAAUAUAUUGCAUUUUAGAUGUGAGCUUUUUAUAGAAGCUCCAAACUAAUGUGAAAAAUACCUUAAAUGCCUCUUUAGAUGAUUAUAGUUGGUCGGGCUACACAAACACAACUUUAUAUUUACUCACAUGUAGUUCUGGAUGUUGCAUUGUUGUUUGCCAAAGCUUAAUAAAAUGAAAAAAAAAAUCUUCAAAUUCUAGAGGCCUGUAGCUGCAUGUAAAAGGGGUGGGGGCAGAGAAUGACAUCUGAUUUGCUUGUUUCUGAGCAACAGAGAAUCUGAAUUGUACUGCAGCAUCACAUCAAUGUUUUAAGUUACCGUGGUGCUGUGUAGAUAGCAAAGAACACAGACAAAGAAAUUCAUAAUGACCUAAUUGCAGCUACAGCUAUAAUGGAAAGCUCUAAAAAAAGUAAAAUAAAUAAACACAAUAAAUGCCAGGAAGCAAACAGAACAAAAUGUUGGAAAUGCGUUCAAUGAGAUGGAGCCUACCAACUUACAAACUUACUCUUUAAGAUGGCUGUUAAAGGCUGUUUAUUACUGGCCUGUAUGUUACGCACUACUUAUGGGUUUUCAUAUUCUUGUAAAAUACAUUGGAAUUAGGCCGGAUCAAUCAAUUUGAUGAGUUUAACAAAACAAUUGCAACUUGCUUUGUUGAAACAAAACUGAUUACAAUUGAAAUGGAUCCUAAUUGUAUUGAUUUGUAUUCUAAACAACAGUGGAUUGAAAUACCUGAAUUUGUACUACUAUUGAUUGAUUGAGUAUUACAAAUAUAAACUAUAUGCCAUAUAUAUCCUGGACUACAACUGUAAAUAGGAUUUCAAUAAUAUUUAUUGGGCACCGCUAUCUCAAACAGUGAAUGCAAGUCUGUUUUGUGUAUUUAUAUAUGCUAAGGUAUAUAAAACACCAUUGAGGGCCCUGUCCAGAAAUUGUGUUUGUAAUUAGAUCUGACACCUUUCAUGUUAUUUAAAUAAGGUCCCUUGUGACACACUAGAUAUGUAUUAAUGUAUAAAUGUGAUGUUAUUGUGUGCAUUGGGUCUUGUUCAGUUAGAUAUCUCCUGUGAGUCACUUUGAUAAAGUAAUUUGAAAAAACUGCAUUCCAAGCGUUAGCAUACAACAAAUAUAGUGCCCAUUCAUUGAAAACCAACAAAAUAGGAAAUAAUGCAUGUCGCUUUUAGUGUGUGUGCUUUACUAAUACAUUCAAAUCUUUGCUUUCAUGUGGGUUUGGUGUGUGACAACAAUGCCUGUUCGUUUAAGUAGAACGUUAAUAUCAAAUUCAACAAUUCAUAUCAUUCAAUUAAUAGAAUGUUGCAUAUUUAAAAAUUAUGGUUGCAUUCCACACGCAAGUUACUACGUAUAUUGUAAUACUUGUAUAAAUAAAAAAAUGAUUAAAAAAAAAACACCAAUGAAUAUUCAAAAGCAUGACUGUGUUGAAAAGUUGUUGUUUUUUUGUUUGUUUGUUUUUUUAAGUAAAAAAAAAAAAGUCUACUGCAUUUGUUCUAAAUGUGUCCAAACUUUGCUUUUGCCAAGACUACAUAAUUCUUAUAGUGAGUUUCUUGAAAAGUUGUCUUAUUAAUAUAAUGUCUGACUUCUAUUUCUCAUUACAUAACAUGUGAUUGUUUACCGUAUGUAAGUGUUAUAGUCUUGUGUCCAUGCAUUUACUGUAAGGGUUAAUGUCUUUGUGUCCGUGCAUUUACUGUAUGUGUUAAUAUCUUUGUGGCUGUACAUUUACUGUAUCUGAAAUGUAUCUGAUUCACUGUGAACAAUAAAACAGUGCCUACAAAAGCACAAAAGACUAAAGCACUUCCUUACCAUAUUCUCAGGUGGCACAGCCACAUUUAAUACAAACGUUACACCAUACAAGUUAAG